AUGGCCUCAGCAAAGCAGGGACUAUAUGUUGUGGUGUGGGAGUGGGAAAACAAGCAGCGACGAUGGAGGCCAUAUCCGCCAGAAGUUACACAGUUGCUGGAGCGAGCCCAUUCAAAGAACUUGCGCUCGGCAUUCUUGGGAGAUUCAGACCCUGCCCUAAAUAAUUACUCUGUAAACCUUUCAACAAUGCAACAAGAAUGUAAAGUAACAAAGGAAAUUGUAAAUGUGAGAAGGAAUUUUUACCCACAAAGUUCACCUGCUGGUCAAGGGCUUUGGCAGUGGUCAGGAGAUAAGCCAGGAGACUGGCAUAUGUAUGACAUGUGUGUUCAGUGUGUCAUAGAGGAGUCAUGGGGAUCUGGUGCGCAGACAGUGGACUUGAGUAAAGCGUAUCCGAUGUGUCCUUAUGUUAUAAACUUCUGUAAUCUAACACACCCUCCAUGGUUUGAUUUAUUUAUCUGUAUUUUCAUUAAUUUUGUUUUGAAACAAAAUUUUAAUAUGAAUAGCCGUACUAAUUUUAUCCGGAGUAUUAGGCGGGUGCAGCAGGCAUCUUAUCCUGUAGGGAAACCUCCGCAGCAGUCACGCCAAGUUCAAGGAGCAAGUUCUAGUACCAACAAUGCUGCAAGUAACAACUGUGGCAGAGUUAGACCUGGCACAAGUUCUGGAGUUGAUAGGCCAAGAAUGAGAGGGAAUCGUGGAGAUGAUGACUUCGCUUUAGCAGAUGCGAAACCACGUAAUUUUGUGUGCUGUGCUGGUUACUUUGGAGUUAUAGGCAAGAAAGUUAUGCAUAUGUAUUUGCUGAGCUGUAAGAUAUAUAAAAGAGCAGAAAUAUUGUGCAGCCAGUGCAUCUUUAUUGCCAGUGUGGAAGCUAGAACAGAAACGCAGAAGACAGAAAGCCCUGAUGUCAAGUGUAUUGAAUUUACUGCAUACAACAUAGUAGAUAUGUUCAUAUCUAUGAACUUGUCAGUGUACUUCCCCAAGCAGGUUUUCAUAAUCAAAAUGAACGAAGCAUUCCAAUUCUGUUCUGGUCAAUACAUUGAUGGUGGUCAAGCCAUGUACAAGCGCAAGGAUGGUUCUCCCUUCUGCUGUCAAGGCAUCCCAUAUGAAUUUUUAGUAGCUCUGGCCAUGGAACUAUCAAGUUCUGCAGUAUCUGAGUUGUUUGCCUCACAUUUUGUUCUUAUUCUUGAUAGUAUGAGCAUCUACAUUGCAUCUUGGUUUUAUUUUGGUUGUUACAUAGUUGAAUCAUCCUCAUUCUGUGUUCUCAUUUUAAGCAGAUUUGAGUGGUUGGAAUUUGAACAGAUUCUUGAGAGGAUUUUCUCUUAUUUGUGUCUUCUCUGGUUCAUGAAUAUGCUAUGCAUAGAGUGGACACCUCUAAUAAGGCAGUCAUACCUGAUGAUUAUAACACUAACACUAGACAGUUGCCUGAAAUUUGGCUUGAGGGCUGUUGAAGUGAACAUCGGUAAAAAUGCCUGCGGGCUGGGUGAUUUCAACUUGCUGUCAUUCAAGGGGUUGAAAUUAUUGGAAGAAAUGCUUGUAUUCAUGCCAUCAAUGUUUGGACGUGGAAAUAGUGGAAACAGUGGACCAAAUGGCACUACCAAAGGUGGCUCAUUAAGUCCAAAUAGUGAUCAUAGUAAUGGUCGCGGUGGAAUGAAUGCAUGGAAUGGCAAUAAUUGUGCCAGUCCUCCAAAGCCAAUGCCUCGCACCACACUGUCAUCACCUGUGGCUAGUAACCCUCCUGUGCCCAAACCCCGAACUAGUGUGCCUUAUUCUAAGCCAGUGCAGCAUCAGCAUUAUCACCAGCAACAUGAAAAGCAGCACCCUCAGCACCAGCAGCAUCAUGAACACCAGCACCAGCACCACCCUCAUCAUCACCUUCAUCAUCAGAAUCAGCUCCAGAAACAACACCUUCAGCAACACCAUCACCAACCCAUGCAACAGCGUCAUUGUCAGCAGUAUCCAGACGACAGGGAAGAUUGGGUUGACAUGUCCAGGAUAUUAAGAAACGAUUCUGGUGUUGGAAGAUUUGGUUCUAGCCACACCCUAGACUCUGACUGUAGCUCAAUGCAAAGUGGGAGGCGUCCAAGUUUAGACACCAUAUCUACGUAUUUGUCUCAAGAUUCAUGUAAUGUGGAGGAUGAUUCCAGUCAUAUGGCAAGGUUCCAUAAUCAGGAUGAAAGCAAAUUUGUACAGGACCUUAUACAAGUUGAUGGAGCUGAAGAGAACAUGGAUGAUGAUGUCUUUGAUGAAGAUAAAGAAGUCUGUGAGGUAAUGAGGGGUGGAGCUGGACAAAUAUCGCCUGCGCUGUUGCAUUCAACCUCACCCAUACAUUCUCAUCAUGUGCAUCAUCAACGCCAGAUGUCACACAGCCAGGUUCCAUCUCAGCAACAUUGCCAAUUCAUGCCCAUUGCAGCAGCUAAGAAUGGUUCAGAUUUGAACCUGCAACAAAAUGGUGUGCGGAAGCGAACUGGAGAACGAGCCACUCCGGGUCACCCUCGAAUGGAGGAUGUUGAUGACGUAGAAAAUUGCCAGGACAUUCCCAUCUAUGCCAAUCAUACCCAACGUCGGCAUAGCCAUCAGAAAGCUCAGUAUGGGUCCAGAGCUCCAAUUGCUGCAGAGGAUCGGUUAUUGGUUCAGUAUACACAAGCAGUAGACUUGCCUCCUGAUGAGACGUGCUCCAUCUGCAUGUGGAGCUUGCAAGAAUCCUCUGGUUAUUCUGAUGAUGAAAAUGAAGGUGCUGGUAAUGGAAUGCACUUAGGAGGUGCAAUGAGAUACAGAGUUGUAAGCCUGAUUUUAUGCGGCCACUUGUUCCACCAAGCUUGUAUCAGAGAGAUGGCAAAAUCAUCACCCCAUUUCUUGGAGUGUCCCAAUUGCAAGACGCUGCAUGGAGAGAAGUUGGGAAAUCAGCCGGAUGGUAAGAUGUGUUAUAUAGUGCAGCGAUCUCUCCCUGGACACCAUUGCAAUACGAUACAGAUCACGUACAACAUCCAAAGUGGGAUACAAGGACCAGAGCAUCCUCAUCCGGGGCUACCUUAUAAGGCAAUCGGUUUCCCUCGGACAGCUUACCUUCCAAAUAAUGCAAAAGGAAAGAAGGUAUUAAGUCUCUUGAGGGAAGCUUGGCAGCGACGGCUGAUCUUCACAGUUGGGACAUCGGUAACCACAGGCACUCAAGAUGCCGUCACCUGGAAUGAGAUUCACCACAAAACUGAGUGGAAUAACAAUACAGGCCAUGGGUAUCCAGACCCUAACUACCUAGACAACAUUCUCCGAGAACUGGCUGCUCAUGGUGUUACUGAGACAACACUUGUUUGAAGGGGAGAGCUUCAAAGAGAAAGAAAAAAUGUGUGUGUGUGUGGGGGGGGUGUUCACAGUUAACUAUAUCCUGAAAUGUACAGGGAAACACAGGCACAAUUCAAGAAAUUGUGUAACUUUGUUUAGAAGAUGGUGGAUUUUAAGCUCUGAUGUCGAAGCGUUUGACUAUGGAUAUUGCAUAUGCAGUGAUAUAUUUUGGAUUAGUAAAGCCUGCAGGUAAUGUGUGGGUAGUAAUUCUUAUUUAUCUUGUUUAUUAAAAAAUAAACUUGGUUCAUUAAAUCAAUGAAACUGUAAAUGAGAAGAUUUUACCUGGCUUCAGUCUGUGAAGCAACUGAUUCAAUUCUAUCAAAAUCUUAUUUUCAAAUUAGGUAUGUUAAGUACAAUAAAUGGUGCUGAUAGCAGUAUGUAUUAAGUGGUAAGAAAUUUAUUUGAAAUCCUGAUAAUCUAUAUAGAUUUAUUGGCUAAUAUUCCAGGUGUCAGGUGAAAAUGACACAAGAUUAUCAUGCAACUUGAAAGAUAGGCCUUUUUUGUAUGGAAAUGUAUAAUGAAUACUUUUUAUGAGACUUUCCCUUUGCAUACCAAAUACUUUGGGUAGAUUUUACAUAGUUGAUGUAAAAUAUCUAAACCCUGUGGUGUAUAGAAUUCAUUUAAAAGAUAUAUAACUUUCCAGCCUGAAUUAUGUAAAUGCAUCCUUUUUAAAGAAAAAAAAAUUGUGCUGCCAUGACUGCAAACAAUUUUUUUUUUCAAUCAAAUAAAUGCCAUGAUUGUUUUAUUUUAGUAAUUUGCUGAAAAUAUUUUUGUGAUGACUUUUAUUUAUGACAGGAAAAUAGGGACCUCUGGUUCUUUGUAGCAGCAAAAGGGUUAAUGCACCUCAUCAAUGCAUUCACCUAAUACAUCAAAUAUGUGUUUAGAAAAGGGAAAUAAAAUCUGUGUUGAUUUAGUGCCUUGAGUGCAAAAGGUGUAUCUUAAAGAUUCACGUACAUAUUUUUUAAUAAAAUUUCACUUUGAUUUGUUGUUGAAGAUGUUAGGUAAUAUUUUUUUUGUUCCUUCUUUGUUCAAAACUGGUAUAAAAGGGAUGUAAAAGUUUUGAACUGAUGUGUUAAAAGUAGAUGUGAUUGCAUUUUGUAAAACACUUUUGUUAGAUAUGAGAAAUUGCUUCAAAUAUGUUUAUACUGGAAUUCUAGGAAAUAUUGGGAAUAGUGUAAGAAUUGUUGAAUAAUACUGAAAGACAUGAUUUUAUAUAGGAGAAUUAUAAUGCCAAAUACUGGUCUGUUUAAGUGAUACUUUUUACAUUUUUAUUGUUCUUUAAUCUUAAGUCCUGUUACAAUAUGGAGUGUAACGCAAUGCAUGAUUAUUAUUGCUUAAUUGAAUGUGCAUAUAUAUAAUUUCUUUUAUAUUAAAGUGUUCCAGUUUCUAUUGAGAUAGAUAUUGGACGAAUUUUAGCUAGAGUGAAUGUGUAAUAAUUUCAGGAUUUUUUUCCAUGUUAAAAGAGGUUUGAUGAAGAAGCGUAUGGUCAUGUACAGUGAUGUAACUUGUUUGUAUCAAACAUUUUAUUCAAUAUUUGAAUGAAAAGAAUACAGUUGAUUUUGAAAACACAUUUCUUUAUGAAUCAGAUUCUGUUGUGGUAGUGAAAGUGAACUUUCCAAUUCAACAAUGGUAGUGUUUAGUUUCUUAUGAGAAUUACAUAUUUUCUAAUGUUAACUGGAAGAGCUACUCUUUACUAGAGUCAUUAUGACUUUCUUGUUUUUUUAAAGCACAAAAAUAUAUAUUUGUGAAUAUUGUAUUACCUUUUAAUUGUACCUAUAGAAGAUGAUUUUAGCAGCGUAUCACCUCAUUAGUUCUCAAGUAGGACAACCACAAAGGAAUUUAGUGACCAAUUUUACACGAUAUGUACCAUAACUGCAAAAGUGUUUCUGCUUAAACUUGCUUUAUGUAUGACCUUCAUGACCCUGUUAAACUUCUAUUGUAUGCUAA
This is a messenger RNA of Penaeus vannamei (Pacific white shrimp), 5280 nucleotides long. The record is from RefSeq and is a predicted model, not a curated record. NCBI's taxonomy places the organism in Eukaryota, Metazoa, Arthropoda, Malacostraca, Decapoda, Penaeidae.